Linnemannia hyalina is the source of this 1020-nucleotide messenger RNA. The record is from the annotation of a GenBank genome assembly. NCBI's taxonomy places the organism in Eukaryota, Fungi, Mortierellomycota, Mortierellomycetes, Mortierellales, Mortierellaceae.
AUGAACACCUACCCUCUCACCGAUCGCGACUUUACGGUCAUCCGCUUCCGGGUCAUAUUCCACAACAUCUUAUACAUCUUGUUCGUGGCGUCCAUCUGCUUGAUGGUGGCAUAUCAGGUGUUCCUCACUUCGUCCCAGUUCAAGGCCAGAAACUGGGUUGGUAUCAUUCUUCCCCUGUUUACCGGCAUGUCCGACCCCCGCAUCGCCAUUCUGCACGAAGCAUCGACCCCCGUUCUUUUCAUCGGAUGGCUGUCCUUGGGUGCUGAAUGGUAUUCCGCCUACCUUGACACCAAGAACUCCGUGGCCCACAGUUACGUCCCCGGUGACCUCUACGCCGAGCGAGUUGGUUGUAUCCACGGUAGCCCCGCAUGCGAUAUCCUUACCUGGUACAUCAUGUCCGUCUUUGCUACCUCUCUGUGCUUUUUCGCAGAGUUGGUAGUGAUUAUCCACGUGCACCAUCGUGAACAAUGGCGGGAUAUUUUCGUUGGCCUUCUCCGCCGCCUCUUCCGCUGCUCUGAACCCUCUGCCGCCGUCACCAGUGAUGUCGGAGAGUACGACAUCUAUGGAUAUCCCACCUCCGAUCCCAACCAAGCCCCUGCCAGCCCCCAACCUUCACACCAGAUCGGCGUCCUGCCCAUCACAUUUCCUCACUCCGCUGCGGUCACCUCCUCUUCAAGAGUACCCUUCGCCCCCUGCUUCCCACUCAGCCAAGGCGCUCCCGCCGCCGCCGUCUCUGCAUCAGCAAGAGUUGAACUUUCCAGCGUUCGAUGCUACCAAGCCCCACGCCCCCAGCAAGUGGUCGACCAGAUUGAGGUCCUCGAAUACCUCCACACGAACAACUCCCGCUCCUUGUAUGAGGGAGAGUCUGUUGUCUACUCUGUCCCUGCACACAUCGAGACACCUCAUCCUGUUAGGGGGAGCUUGGCCAACCUGGUCAAUAUGUUGGGAUGGAACAUGUAUGGUGAUGUCCCGCCGCGCGUCGAUACGCCCCACCCGAACCCCUCCCGCCCUCGGCAAUAA